Messenger RNA from Owenia fusiformis, 1248 nucleotides. The record is from the annotation of a GenBank genome assembly. Lineage: Eukaryota; Metazoa; Annelida; Polychaeta; Sabellida; Oweniidae.
AUGGAAGACGUAAGUAGCAUUCUGAAUGAUACUUCAAUUGAUGCCAAUGAACGUUUGAUGCUGCAUAAUAUGAUUGAUACAAUUGAAAAUGAAUUGAUAGGGAGUUCGAAACGACAUGAAGAAGUGUAUAAUAAGGUACGCAGAUAUUGUGAAACAUCAAUGCGUCAUUGUGAUCUGACUUCAUAUGCUCAAGUCUGGCCUUUAGGCUUAAGGGAUAGACAAUUGAAGAAAGUGGUUAGAAUGGUUGCCAAAGUAGUACCACCAGGAGUUUCAAUGUGGGAUGUCGAAAUAGUCAAGGAAAAUGGUCAAAAGAAGUUUGAAAAGAAAAUGUUAUAUGCUUAUGGGAAUUUUGAAAGAGUUUGGAAUAGAUCUAUGAAGAGAGCAGUGAAGCGCAAUAAAACAGAAACAAUAACACAGUUGAAAUUUGUUUAUGGAAUUUGUAGUUCGUUCAAGGAUAAUGUUUUGCAAACAAUAAAAUUAUACAUUGAAUAUGAUGAUGCAGUCAUGCAUACAAUAAAGGGGGCGCUGAACUAUAUGAACGCAUAUGGUUCCCUUCACAAAUGCAAACACUGCAAUAUCUUAGAUGUCUACUGUAUGAAUGACUUCUGUCCACCAGUAACAAGAGGCCCAGGAUGCAAUAAUACUAUAACAGAUACAAGAGAGUGCUUGAUUGAACAUACUGAUGAUGGACGAGAUGUAAGAACAUUUGAUGGUCUACAAACACAAACAAAAUUCAGUUCAGUUUUCAUUGAGGGGCCCUACCAUAGAGACUUAAUAAGUGUUGAUGUCGCUCCAGGAAAAAUUCUUGUUUAUUUAGAUAUGAUUAUUGACAAGUCUGAUUUUGGGUAUGACAAUGAAGCACAGAGAAAGUUUGGUGUCUUUUAUCAAUACACCAUUGAAAUGUAUAACACACACAAAGUAAUUGUGGACAAAAAAAGAAAAAAACUUCCAUUUACUCAAUCUAUAAAAAGCGUCCCCUUUCUGGAAAAAGUACAGUUUUACAUUGAAGGCAACAGUACUAUAAUGUAUGUGGAGUCCUUUGGAUUAAAGAUCAUGCUGCACCCUGAUGGCCGUAGUAGUAUCAGCCUGAACACCUAUUGGCAAAAGACGCUGCGAGGCAUUUGUGGAAACUUUGAUGGAAAUAUAUCAAAUGAGAAUGAAAUUGUGGAAGAUGAUUCAUGGUUUGAUUAUAAUCAGAAUGAUACUUUGACAGACUUGUAUGAUUAUGACUUUAUGAAAAUGGAUUAA